GCACAACACAACCAGCCAAACCCCACGCCACGCACACACACACCCAUCUCUCCUCUCCACCUCCACCUCUCUCUCCUCGCAUUCGUGCUCGCCUCCCAAAUCCCAAACCCUAGCGGGGGGAGGGGAAGCCCGCGCGCGCCGCCGCAGAUCCCAUCCCUCGCGCCGCGGCGGCCCAAUCGCGCGGCGGCCAUGCGGAUCCGCAAGUGCGCGUCCCGCCUCCUCGGCUCCUCCUACUCCGCCUCCGCCGCGGCGCCCCCGCCGCCCGUGACGGGGGCGGGGGCGGCGGCGCCAGGAUUCGAGCUCCUCCCGCUCGCGCUGGCGACGCCGCCGCCGCUCCCGUACCCGGGGAGCCACGAAUCCGGCGCGGGGGCCACCUGCUUCGCCGCCGCGGCUGCCUCCGGGGAGCCCUGCGAGCUCAGCCGCUCGCCAUGGGACCUUAUCGGCGAGCUCAACAUCUCCGAUCCCCAGGAGGAGGACGUCGUGGAGAAGUACUUCGUCCAUGUCGCCAGCCGGGCUAGCUGGCUCUUCCCGACCAGCAUGCCCGCCGCCGUCAAGCAGAAGGGGCUAGCUGCGGCCGGCGAGUUCAGCACCAAGAUACCUAAUAAGAAGUUCGCCAAGAAGACGGCGAAGAAGCCGUCACCGGCGACGGCGAAGAAGAAAGAGGCGGCAGCGGCGGCGGUGAAGGAGGAGGACGAACCUACCAAGAAACCAAAGCUCAAGAAAGAAGAGGAUGACUCCAAUUCCGCCAUCUCCGCCGCCGGGGGAGCACAAGUCUGGACAUGCAAGAAGAACGACGGCAAGAGGUGGCACUGCCAGCGGCGGGUGAGGCAGCCCAACUCCCUCUGCGACUACCACUCCGACCAGAAGCGCGGCUACUACAACCCGCUGUACGACGACCCCACCGACGAGACGUAUGCUCCACCGGCGUCACCGCCGUCAUCGGUGGUGCCGGCGACCGCGUCCUCCAAGACCUCCACCAGCUCCUCCAAGGCGCGGAAGAAGAAGGUGGCGGAUUCCGGCGAGGGGUUCUACUACUACGCAGGGUUCGGCCCGUUCCGCACCAAGAGGCAUUGCAGGAGCAGCAGCAGCAGCAACAACUACAACAUGCAGGAUCAGCCUCCGCCGGUGGAACAAGAACAGCACGAGGAAGAAGAAGCGCGGUCGCCGGAGAUUGCUGAUCCUCAUCCUAGUGCAGGUAACAAAUCCAGGAGCGGUAAUGGUGAUGACGCUACUACUACUACUGAUCGUCAGACGACGCUGGCGUCGACGACGACUGCGGUGGCAGCUCGGGAUGAUUUCUCCAGCUCCGACGACGACGACGACGACAUCGCCGGGAUAGCAGGCGGCGACGAGGAGAGCAGCGACGACGCGGCGCGGAUCGGCAGGCUCCGAGCCGGCAUCAACGGUGACGCUAGGAAGAAUAAGAGCCAGCAGGCUCGGAAGAGGUGGAGGAAGCCCGUGAAGGCACGGUCGCUCAAAUCCUUGAUGUGAGCAAAUUAAAGCAUAGUGCUAGAGGAGAAGAAUUGAAAGCUAGAAGAAGAAGAAGAUGAUGAUGAUGAUGCUUAGCUAAGGCUCAGGGUUAGCUUAGCUUAGCUUAGUUCGCCAUAUUAUACAAACUGUUCGAUCGACACUGUGUUUUGUAGCCUUUUUGGUUGUUCGAAUGCCUUAUGUCACCCCGUUGAGGUUUCCGCUUGAGAUGCAGCAGGAAUUUUCCCUCGUUUUCUGCGAGAAUUGAAUCGCUCCUCUCGUGAAAUUCUUACGAAA
Oryza sativa Japonica Group (Japanese rice) is the source of this 1764-nucleotide messenger RNA. RefSeq lists its product as uncharacterized. NCBI's taxonomy places the organism in Eukaryota, Viridiplantae, Streptophyta, Magnoliopsida, Poales, Poaceae. The record is from RefSeq and is a predicted model, not a curated record.